AUGCGUCGCCCGCUCCUCAUCUUCCUCAUUUGCACCGUCGCCGUCUUGCUCUUCCUCGUCUACCAAGUCUCAACACUUCUCGAAUUGCUCGUAGUUGACGGCCACACCGACGCCAUUUCUCCCGAUGAACUCCCGCCCGUCGGCUCCGAGAAGCAAAGCUCGUCCAGCGCACAGCUGAUCCCGAAGAUCAUCCACCAAACCUACAAAGACGUGAAAAUCCCGGAGGUAUGGAAAACAGCCCAAGCAAGCUGCCUCCGCCUCCAUCAAGAGCCGGAAUGGGAAUACAAACUCUGGACCGAUAAAUCCGCCCUGCAAUUCAUCGAGGACAAAUACCCGCAACACCUCUCCACCUUCAAGAGCUAUCCCUACGGUAUCCAGCGCGCCGACGCCAUCCGCUACUUCGUGCUCGAAUACUACGGUGGAAUCUACAUCGACCUUGACGACGGCUGUGCGCGCCCUCUGGACCCUCUGCUCAAAUACCCAGCCUUCGCCCGCAAAACCCAGCCAACAGGUAUCAGCAACGAUGUCCUCGGCGCGGUCCCGCACCAUCCAUAUUUCCAGCGCGUGAUCGCGGAAUUACCGCGCUAUCAUCGGAGUUGGAUUUUGCCUUAUAUCACGAUCAUGUCCUCAACCGGACCGCUGUUUCUCAGUAUCAUUUGGAGAUUGUAUUGCGAUGAUGGCUUCAAUGUGGGCGAUGGGGCUGAGGGCGGAAGAAUCAGGAUUCUUUGGGGCCCCGAGUAUAGUAAGAAUUCGUGGAGCUUUUUCUCGCAUCAUAAGGGGGAUAGUUGGCAUAGCUAUGACGUGCGGUUUAUGUUCUGGAUGCUGCAUCACUGGAAACUCGUCACGCUUUUCGGCUUCGUGCUGGGCUUCAGUCUGCUCUUAGUUGCCUGGAAGACUUACCGAAACUUCAUUCGGCCUCGUCCUGCGCUGGCAAAACGACCAUUGGGGAAGCAUUCUCGUGCGUCAUCGUGGCUCUCGCUGGGUUCUGGCACGGAACACGGGUUGCCGACGAGACGGGACGACUGA
Dissoconium aciculare CBS 342.82 is the source of this 1026-nucleotide messenger RNA. RefSeq names its product glycosyltransferase family 32 protein. Gene Ontology annotation, biological process: mannosyl-inositol phosphorylceramide biosynthetic process. Gene Ontology annotation, molecular function: mannosyltransferase activity. The coding region runs from base 1 to 1026 and encodes 341 amino acids. The transcript has 2 exons. The record is from RefSeq and is a predicted model, not a curated record. Lineage: Eukaryota; Fungi; Ascomycota; Dothideomycetes; Mycosphaerellales; Dissoconiaceae.